AUGUCUGAUUUAGGUUUUGACCCAUCAUUAAAGAAGAAGAAGAAAGUCAAGAAGCCAGUCGAUGGCGCAUCGCCUGCACCAGAAAGCAGUGAGUCAACACCAGCAGCCACUGAUUCCGUUGAUGACCUAUUUUCGGGAAUGAAGAAGAAGAAAAAGUCCUCAUCCUCCAAAAAGACGGAAGGAUCAGUCGAAAAGUCUAGCUCACCAAGUGCAGAAGCCGAUGUCACUGCUACAUUGGGUGACUUGACCUUGAAGAAGAAGAAAAAGAAGAGUACCAAGAACUUGGACUUGAAUGAAUUCGAACAACAAUUGGAAGAAGCAGGAAUUGAAGACACAACUAAUGAGCAAGCAGAUGAUGCUUUAAAUGGAAGCAAGUUGGCUCAAACCGAUGCCGGCUUAUCAUACGAUGAAUUAUUAUCGCGUUUCUUUGAAAUUUUAAAAGAAAACAAUCCUGAACUUGCUGGAGACAGAUCGGGUCCUAAAUUCAGAAUCCCACCACCAGUAUGCCAAAGAGAAGGUUCGAAAAAGACCAUGUUUGCCAAUGUGCAAGAAAUUGCCACCGUUUUACAAAGAAACCCUGAGCACUUGAUACAAUUUUUGUUCGCCGAAUUGGGUACUUCUGGUUCUAUUGAUGGUGAAAAGAGGUUGAUAUUAAAAGGUAAGUUUCAACCAAAACAAAUGGAGAGUGUGUUGAGAAGAUACAUUAUUGAAUACGUGACAUGUAAGACAUGCAAGAGUAUGAACACCGAAUUGAAGAGAGAGAGUGCCAAUAGAUUGCAUUUCUUGAGCUGUAAGGCAUGUGGUUCCACCAGAUCAGUAUCUUCUAUAAAGACUGGUUUCCAAGCCCAAAUCGGAAGAAGAAAGAAGUUUUAA
Messenger RNA from Lodderomyces margitis, 873 nucleotides. It is a transcript of the gene SUI3, whose product is annotated as translation initiation factor eIF2 subunit beta. Gene Ontology annotation, cellular component: eukaryotic translation initiation factor 2 complex. The transcript has a single exon. Gene Ontology annotation, biological process: translational initiation; formation of translation preinitiation complex; formation of cytoplasmic translation initiation complex. The record is from RefSeq and is a predicted model, not a curated record. Lineage: Eukaryota; Fungi; Ascomycota; Pichiomycetes; Serinales; Debaryomycetaceae. Gene Ontology annotation, molecular function: translation initiation factor activity; mRNA binding; translation initiation factor binding. The coding region runs from base 1 to 873 and encodes 290 amino acids.